Molecule: messenger RNA, 1932 nt
Organism: Linum tenue
Lineage: Eukaryota; Viridiplantae; Streptophyta; Magnoliopsida; Malpighiales; Linaceae
Source: the annotation of a GenBank genome assembly
UUUCUUCCCACUCUACUCCGUCUUGUGUAAACACUUCCUCCCGCCGCCCAGAAACUUCUCCCAUAUACACGGACGUCUGCCGGAGUCUUCUUCUCCUUUGACUGCACUCCGGCGAACCCUCGCCGAAAUUCGUACGGGCCCCUAACUCAGACAGAGCUUUUGUAGGGUUCUACCGCCAUGGCUCCUGAUGCUUCCGACGCCCUCGCUGUCAGAGAGAUGGUGAAGAGCUUCCUGAAUGCUGCUCUUACUGGGAAUUUGGAUCUUCUGAAGAAUAUUGCCGCCCAGCUCGAUGACGGUCAGGGCAUGGCUAAAACUGUUGCCGCCAUUAAGGACGCCAAGCAACGUGGGGCACUUCACUUUGCUGCAAGAGAAGGAAAGACUGAAGUCUGCAAGUACUUGUUGGAGGAAUUGAAGCUUGAUGUUGACACUAAGGACGAAGAUGGAGAGACUCCUCUUCUCCAUGCUGCUCAGCAAGGGCAUAAUGACACUGCUAAAUACCUUCUUGAGCGCGGUGCCAGUCCGAAGAUUCCAAGUGAUAUGGGGGCUACGGCACUGCAUCAUUGUGCAGGGACAGGAAACAUUGAAUUACUGAAGUACUUACUUUCGAAGGGUAUGGAGGUUGAUUUAGACAGUGAUGCUGGUGCUCCUUUAGUUUGGGCUGCUGGAAAUGGACAGAAAGAAGCUUUGAAAGUUUUGUUAGAACAUCAUGCUAAUCCCAACGCUGAAACCGAAGAUGGUGUAACUCCAUUGUUGUCAGCUGUUGCAGCAAAUUCAUCAGCAUGCACAGAGCUGUUGGUUCAGGCUGGGGCUAAUGUGAAUGUCUUGGCUGGUGGAGCAACACCAUUGCACAUUGCGGCAGAUCACGGGAACAUAGAAAUGUUGAAAUGUUUGCUCGAGGCUGGUGCUGAUCCGAACAAGGUUGAUGAUGAUGGUCUGAAGGCUAUACAGAUAGCAGCAUCACGAGGAAAUCAUGCAGCUGUUGAGAUCCUUUUACGAGUGACUGGAAAAUUGGAGAAAGUUCCUGAGUGGACUGUUGAUGGCGUCAUCAGAUAUGUGCAAUCUGAAACCGACAAGCAAGAGGAACUAGUGAGGAAUGUUAAGAAUGUCAGUCUAUCAGAAGCCACUUUACCUAAGAAAGAUCUACCUGAGGUGUCCCCAGAAGUAAAAGCAAAAGCUGCUGAAGCAAAAUCCCGAGGACACGAGGCUUUCAAAAGAAACGACUUUCAAAUGGCUGUUGAUGCUUAUACCCAGGCAAUUGAUAUGGACCCUACGGACUCAACUUUGUUUUCGAAUCGAAGCCUUUGUUGGUUACGAAUGGGGCAAGGCGAGCACGCUUUGAGCGAUGCAAGAGAGUGCAGAUCAUUGAACCCAGACUGGCCUAAAGCUUGCUACCGAGAAGGAGCAGCUCUACGUUUGCUUCAGAGGUUUGAAGAAGCAGCAAAUGCAUUCUACGACGGAGUGCAGCUCGACCCGAAUAGUAUCGAACUUGCGCAAGCCUUUGGGGAAGCCGUGGAAGCUGGGCGAAAGUUUCAUGGUAAGAAUAACAGGAAAUCGUCGUGAAGUGUGUCGUCAGAAGUUUUGGUUGUGGAGAAGCCGAUGGAUAUGAGAGAUCGCUGUGAUGUGUGGCAAGUUUUGGGUUCUUGAAUCAGUUAGUGGCAAAUGGCAAUAGCAUAGCUUGUUUGUUGGUGACUUCUGAGUAGAUUUGUGUGAGAGGCGGAUUUGGUUUGUUUGUAUACUAUGUUGAAUAUGGAUUGUCUGAACCCAUCCACUAUGCUUUUGUGCCAGAAGAUUCAAUCGAUUCACAUGAUCGUAGUUGAGCCUCCUCUCUCUAUGCGUGCUUCAGUUCAAAGAGGCAAUGUACUGUUGAGUCAAUGAGACUAUUUGGUAGAUGUUGAGAACCGGGUGUUGUCAAAUUGUUAUGAUAUAGAGCUG